This is a messenger RNA of Papaver somniferum (opium poppy), 1455 nucleotides long. Its product is annotated as F-box protein CPR1-like. NCBI's taxonomy places the organism in Eukaryota, Viridiplantae, Streptophyta, Magnoliopsida, Ranunculales, Papaveraceae. Bases 1 to 1455 code for a protein of 484 amino acids. The transcript is spliced from 2 exons. Gene Ontology annotation, molecular function: protein binding. The record is from RefSeq and is a predicted model, not a curated record.
AUGUCUAGCAUGACCCUCCCAGAUGAUGUGAUCCAAGAAAUCCUUACAAGGCUACCUGCGAAAUCAAUAAUUAAUUGUAGGUGUGUUUGCAAGACAUGGUUUUCCUUAAUUUCUGAACGUGAUUUUGUGAAACGUCAUCUAGAUCACACUAUCCACAGCAAAAAACAAUCUAAGUUUAUGUGUAUCAUUGAAGACGCCACUAAACCAUAUUAUCCUCUAAUUAGCACCGUAAGUUAUGAUGAUACAUUAUAUUCCUCUUCUUUCAUGUCGGGGGAUGAGGAUUAUGUUGAAAUAGAUCCCCCGCUCAUAGACUUUGCUUAUCCAGUUCACUUUUUGGGGUCUGUUAAUGGUUUGAUCUGUAUCAUGUUUCAUACUAGUGUGGUUGAUGGGUUGGUGCCGUUCUUUGUUAUUUGGAACCCGACAACUAGAGAAUACAAGAUAUUACCCCCUUCACAAAAUAGAGUUACAGACAAGAAGGAGUUUUCUAUAUACUCUUUUGGUUAUGAUCAUAAGAGUGACAAUUACAAGCUUGUAAAAGCUGAAUUCUUGCAAGAUGGUUUUGUAGAAUUACCACCAACGAGUGAGGAAGAUGUUCAUGCAGCUGAGAUAUAUUCGUUAGAGUCGGAUUCAUGGAGAAUCAUUGAGACCAUCCCUUAUCAUAUGCUCAGGUAUGUCCCUUAUGAUAGUGUAUCCGGGGUGCUUGUUAAUGGAGUUCGUCACUGGUUAGCUAAAAGAAAGUACUUAACCAAGGGGCUAAAGGAGGAUUUUAUAGUCUCUUUUGAUUUCAGCGACGAGAGAUUCAAACAAAUGCAGUUGCCAAAAUCAUUCCAGAACAAAACUGCUUGGCGGCCUCUUUGGACCGUGGGAGUGUUGGAAGAGUGUCUAUGUGUGGUUAGGCAUGUUUGGGAGCCUUGUAUUCAAGUUGAGAUAUGGGUGAUGCAGGAUUAUGGUGUUCAAGAAUCAUGGACUAAGCGCUUUGUCAUUUGCUCUACGGAAACUAGAGAUAUUUUGAAUCUAGAUCCAGCAAGAGUGAUUUGGUCUUUCAAAGAUGAUAAGUUUCUUCUGUUGAAGAUUAAGGAUAAACGACAGUUUGUUUUAUAUGACCCAAAGCAAGAUACCGUGACAAGUUGUUCAAAAGUGAUUCGUGGAGCAGAAAAUUAUGUUGAAAGCUUGGUUUCGCUCAACUCUGAUAUUUAUGUCGGGAGUGCCCGAGAAUAUACCAACAUUCUACGUGCAUCUUGGACUAAAAGCUUGCGCCUCUUCGAUGGUUCAAAUUCAAGUUGUUUUGCAGGAAUUGAUGCAAUUAUCAGGAAUGACACUGAUGAUUUUGUGGCUUGCUAUGGGAAGCAGCAUAUUUUGGAGACCACAAAUAAUGCGGAAGAGGUUUGGGCCUUUCGUGAUGGUGUUAUGCUGGCUGAACAGUGGCGAGUUCAAACUGUGGUGGUGGAGACUUAA